This is a messenger RNA of Hypoxylon fragiforme, 2911 nucleotides long. RefSeq names its product fungal-specific transcription factor domain-containing protein. NCBI's taxonomy places the organism in Eukaryota, Fungi, Ascomycota, Sordariomycetes, Xylariales, Hypoxylaceae. The transcript has 4 exons. Bases 166 to 2370 code for a protein of 734 amino acids. The record is from RefSeq and is a predicted model, not a curated record. Gene Ontology annotation, cellular component: nucleus. Gene Ontology annotation, molecular function: DNA-binding transcription factor activity, RNA polymerase II-specific; DNA binding; zinc ion binding. Gene Ontology annotation, biological process: regulation of DNA-templated transcription; DNA-templated transcription.
UCGAGUACCACGAGUUACCAGUAUAACCAAUCCUAAGUUCAAAGUCCCAGGUCCCAAGUCCCAAGUCCCAAGUCCCAAGUCCCAAGUCCCAAGUCCAGUUCAGUCCAGUUCAGUCCAGUCCCCAGUUUCAAGUUCCCCAAACUCCCCAAACUCCAGCUCGGCGCCAUGGACUCUCGGCCCGCCAGCUAUCAGACAAGUGUCUUUCGCGCACAGCCGACCGAAGGAGUUCAACGCAAGAUUCAAAAGCGCAACCGUCCUCCUGUAUCAUGUCUACUUUGCCGUACACGCAAAGUAAAAUGCGACCGUCAGCAACCAUGUGAAAGGUGUGUCAAGAGCGGCGAGGCCAACUUUUGCGAGUAUGCGCCGCGUGCCUCUCGCAAGACCCGCGCCGAUUCGCGUCCGCAGGUAGAUGCCCGGGCGAGACAUGAGCCCAUGUCUCGUCCUGUCUUGCAAGUCCGUCUUCAGAAGCUUGAGGAAAUGGUAAACGGCCUAGUUUAUACAGCUCGGGGUCGGGAGCCUGCUCUUGACACACCCUCGAGCUCAGACCAACGGACGGACACUACUGAGACUCGCUCUGAUCUAGGCUCACCACCGAGCGUAGUUACGUCAGGCGGACCCCUUCUGCCUGCUGCACUUGGUGAGCAUAGCUAUGUCGGCGCUACUCACUGGGCUUCUAUUCUAGAAAGCAUUCACGACAUCCAAGGGAUUUUGGACAAUGAGUCGGACGAUGCCCCUACCCCUUCACCCCCACCACAGAAAGUGUGCUCAGCUGGUCUGGAUGUUCUCUUUGGCAAGCUACCACCUAUCACUCUGUCGCAAGCUGUUGCGCGGUUACCACCUCGAAGCAAAACGGAUGCACUCAUAUUAUUGUACUUUCGUCAUAAAUUCACCACAGCGCCAUAUAUCCAUACCACAAAAUUUCAAAGAGAGUACGAUGCAUUCUGGGAAGAUCCGUCUUCGGCUAGCCUUCUUUGGAUUAGCUGCCUGGCUUCCAUGCUCUGGGUUGCCGCAUCAAUCUCGAUAAUGAAGGGCGAAAGUGAUGAGUCUGAAGCAAGCAUGCCUGACAAUCUAAAUGCCCUAGCGACUGAGUGUUUGGUAUCCGGAGAUUACUUAUCUAGCAAACCCUACUGCAUCGAAGCGCUUCUCUUGCAUAGCUAUACAGAGUUACAGAAGAACAAGGAAAUCGACUCAAGCUUAUGGGCCAAGUUUGGACUGGUUGCCCGGCUUGCGCAACGUAUGGGAUAUCAUAGAGAUCCAAAAUAUCUCUCCAACGUCACACCGUUCGAGGGUGAGCUUCGUAGACGAGCUUUUUUCUUCAUCGAAGUAUUCGAUGUACUUUUCUCCUUUCAGCUUGGCAUGCCCCCGGUCAUUCGCGACGACGAAUGCGAUACCGAGUCGCCAAGUAAUUUAUAUGAUUCCGACUUUGACGAGAAUGUCAUGACGCUCCCUCCGCCACGACCCCCUACUGAGCCCACGUCUACUUUAUACCUGUGCUACAAAUCAAAAUUAUGCCGACUGUUGCGCCGAGUGAUUCGUUACGCGUUGUCGAUCCACCCUCCGCCGUACGAAGAAGUGCUGAAGUUAGACGAUGAACUACAUCAGUACCACGCUCAAGUUCCCGCUUCUUUACAAAUUAAGCCUGUCCGGUCAUAUAGCUUCACGGACCAGACAUACGACAUCAUGCAUCGCCUCAUGUUGGAAAUGAUGUUUCUAAAGAGUCUCUGUGUGCUGCACAGACCUUAUCUAAAUCGCGAGAAAGAUAAUCCUAAUUACGAUGGAUCACGGACGACUUGUCGGGAUGCUGCCCUCCGGAUCCUAGAUCUACACGCCGAGUACGAAGCGGAGAGCCGACCAGGGGGCCGGAUCUACGAGGAUAAAUAUAUGCUUUCGGCUCUAACGCUCCACGACUUUUUGAUCGCAUCAAUGAUAUUAUGUCUUGAUCUAACGGAGAAUCUACCGAGCAGUCCUACCGAUCGAUCAAGAAAGCUUAAGGCUCUGGGGACAUCUUACAAGAUGUGGUCCGAAAGGAGGCAUAGUUCCAAGGACGCAGCUCAUGCUACCCGAGUGGUUGGUGCUAUUCUUCGCAAGGUUUCGAUGCAAGAUCCUGCUACCGCUCGUUCACCCCCGCCCCCUCCUCCACCUCCAAAACCUGAGGUUCGGGAUGGCUCAUUGGCUAGUUUGCUUAACAAUGAUGUCCAGCCAGCGCCUUCGUCUACGUUGUUCGACUCUAUGAUACUCCCCAUAGACUUUUCCAUGGACUUCGUACCAUUAGAUACCGUGCUGAACAAUCACAGCUCGGUCGAUUGGGGCACUAUCGACCAAUUCCUUCUGGACAGGCCAGACAGCGGGUUUAGAACUACUAUGCCCUAAAAGUUUCACCAUCCGAAAAUUUAUUAUCACAUUUCCACGCCUGUGGUGAAUCAGCGAUCGAUCUACCACCUAUCUCGCCGUUAGUAGUAGAGCCAUGGAUUUGUAUGUUUGAUGUUGUACUCGUGUUGAGAAGAACGCAGGCGAAUGACGCGAACAUUGUUGUAUUUGUCAACCACCAUUAGAUUACCUGCUUCUUUUUUCUCUUGUUGUGUCUACCCUGUGUACCCUGUAUAGAUACUUGGCUUUGACCUAGACGCGAACUUUUCUAUUAUGCUCAUGCAUCGUUACGGGCGCCAUGGCGUCUGGUGGACUGAAAAGGUAGCAGGGGUGUUGUUUGUUUUGUUUUGUUUUGUUUUUUUAAAAAAUAUUUUGAAAGGAAGAUAGAUAUAUUUACCUCCUAUUAUCUAGGUACUAUCCAGGUAGAAAGGUGUAGGGAGGUAGCUAGUAGUCGGCAGGUGGCUCCUUAUAAUGGUAAUACUACCUACCUAGUAAUCCAUCCUCUACGUGGUUUUUAAUAAGAAAAAGAAAAUAGAAAGAAAUA